This is a messenger RNA of Entrophospora sp. SA101, 1773 nucleotides long. The record is from the annotation of a GenBank genome assembly. Lineage: Eukaryota; Fungi; Glomeromycota; Glomeromycetes; Entrophosporales; Entrophosporaceae.
AUGCAACCAGUUUUUAGGAAUAUAAAGUUUGUUGAAUUAAAUCCAAAAACGAUUCCAAAAUUGGCAAUUCCAUGCUUUGAAUAUGUUUCCAUAAAAUUAUCAUUAUUAAAAAAAGAUGACACAUUUAAUGUUUACUUGAUGGUUUUGCCUUCUGUUGAAGUAAAAGAUGAUGAAAUUGGAUUACCUAAUUGGAUAAGUAAAUUUUUAGAUUUAUAUGAUCCAAAAAUAAAUCAUAAUAAUGUUAAAAAAGAAAAUUGUUUGAAAUUUGAUCAUAUUAAGUUUAAUGAUUUUAUGAUUCCUGAUAAAAUAAUUAUAACUAAAUUGAUUGGUAAAGUUUGGUUACCUAAAUUUCUGAAACAAGAAGACUCAUCAAGAACAAAUAAUUUAUUAUUGGAUUAUGAAGAAAUAAUUAAAAGAAACCUUGAUGGAACUUUGGUAUCAAAUAAUUCAUUAUUUAAUAUAAAAAUUAUGAAUAAUGAAUGUAUAUUUAUCAUAAAAUCAAUAAUUAUCAAUGAUGACAACUAUAAUAAGAUUGUUGAUAAUAAAAUUUAUAAAGUAAAUAAAAAUAUCACCAAAAUAGAAAUAAGAUUAAACAACAAUAAUAUUAAUGAUUUAGAUUUAUUAAGUAAUAAAGUUAAUGAUGAGGAUGAAAGUUCAAGUGACAUCGAUGGUGGAUGGAAAUCAAGAAUUAUUAAUUCAUUAAUAAAGGAAAUUCAAAAUAUUAAUGAAACCGAUAAACAAACAAUUUUGAAAUUUUUCAACAUCAAAUUAAUUUAUCAUUUCCAAAUUCAAAGAGAAGAAAUAUUAGAAUUUCAUAUUAACAACUUAUUUAAUAAUAACAAUUUAUCAAAUGAAACUAUUUAUGAAUUUGUUAAUAAAUUAGGAAUGAUGACAAAUGGAUAUGUUUCAGAAGAUAUUUAUAAUUUAUGUAGAUUAACUUUAAUGCAUUCAUUAAAUAAUCAGACCAAUAAUGAUGGUGAGAAUGAGGAUGUAAAUAAUAUUAUCAAUAAUAUGUCAAAAAUUAACAUUAAUGCUGGUGGUAAUAAUAAAAAUUUCAAGAUUGAUUGGGAAGAUUUUAAUUAUGGAUUAUCAAUGAUGAAGCCUUUGGGAAAAUUUGGUACUGAUAAAAUUCCAAUUAAUCUAAAUUUGAAUGAUGAUAUUGGAGGAUAUGAAGCUAUCAAGAAAAAAUUGAUUAAAAUAAUUGAAUUUUCUUUGAUAAAUAAUGGCAAAAAUGAUGGUAACUACAAUUUAUUAGGUGUGAGGCCAUUAACUGGCUUAUUACUUUAUGGUCCAUCAGGAUGCGGAAAAACUAUUUUAAUUCAAACAAUUGCAAAAGAAUUAAAUAUUAAUCUUAUUUAUAUAAAAAGUCCAGAAAUCUAUUCAAAAUAUUUAGGUGAAACUGAAAAAUUUUUAAGAAAUUUAUUUAAAAAAUCAAAACAAAUUUCUUGCAUAAUAUUUUUUGAUGAAAUCGAUUCAAUUGGAACUAAAAGAGAUUGGGAAUCAAAUGAAAGUUCAGUUGGAAUAAAUGAGAGAGUAUUAUCAACUUUAUUAAAUGAAAUUGAUGGCAUACAAGAAUUAAAAAAUGUUUUGAUAAUUGGUUGUACAAAUAACCCAGAACAAUUAGAUGAUGCUUUAAUUAGACCAGAUGAUAGAUUGAAUAUAUUGAAAGUUUUGUCUAGAAAAUUUUCAUUAGGUGAAGAUGUUGAUCUAAAAAAAUUGGCUGAAUUAACUGAAAGAUUUAGUGGUGCAGAUUUGGAAAAAUUAUUUAGGUAG